CGGGAGCCCAGGCCAGCUUCGGGGUUGUCCUGGGACGUGUCCUGCUGCCCGAGCCUCACGGUCCGGCGAAGGCGGCGGCCGCAUCUUUGGACUGAAGGGCUCACCGUCCAGGGCUCCCGCAGAAGAACCGAAGGGUCCGCCGCCAGCGCCGCCACCAUGCCCAACUUCUCUGGCAACUGGAAGAUCGUCCGAUCGGAAAACUUCGAGGAUUUGCUCAAAGUGCUGGGGGUGAAUGUGAUGCUGAGGAAGAUCGCUGUGGCUGCCGCAUCCAAGCCCGCGGUGGAGAUCAAACAGGAGGGAGACACUUUCUACAUCAAGACCUCUACCACCGUGCGCACCACGGAGAUUAACUUCAAGAUUGGAGAAGAGUUCGAGGAGCAGACUGUGGAUGGGAGACCCUGUAAGAGCCUGGUGAAAUGGGAAAGUGAGAACAAGAUGGUCUGCGAGCAGAGGCUUUUGAAGGGAGAGGGUCCCAAGACCUCCUGGACCAGGGAACUGACCAAUGAUGGGGAGCUGAUCCUGACCAUGACGGCGGAUGACGUGGUGUGCACCAGGGUCUACGUCCGAGAGUGAGUGGCUGUGGGUCUGACAGAUGCCCCAGCCCAUCCCCAGCCCACGCUCCUGCUUCACUGCCCUGUGGGCCGUCCCUCCCCCAUUCCUUCUAGGCUAGCUCUCCCCUUCACCCAGGCCACUUCCCCAGGGUGCUGGGAUGCCUCCUGCAGGGGCUCUGCUUUUUUUUUUUUUUUUUUUUCCCCCCUCCUCCGCUCCCCUAUACCAACAAAGAGGGAUGGAUUGCAGGGGCCCAGAUCACCCAUUUUGGAAUCACUCCCCUCACCCCCCAAAUAGGCAGACCCAGCCCCAAACCAGCCCAGACCGUCUCUUUCCGUGAGGGGACCUGAGGGCCUGAGAGGAAGAGACAGCCCUCUGGCUUCUACUUUGUCCCUGUAGCCUAUACAGUAGAGAAUAUUUAUUGGUUAAUUUUAUUAAAA
This is a messenger RNA of Eptesicus fuscus (big brown bat), 989 nucleotides long. RefSeq names its product cellular retinoic acid binding protein 2 (gene CRABP2). Gene Ontology annotation, cellular component: nucleus; cytosol. The record is from RefSeq and is a predicted model, not a curated record. Gene Ontology annotation, molecular function: fatty acid binding. Bases 157 to 573 code for a protein of 138 amino acids. Gene Ontology annotation, biological process: fatty acid transport. Lineage: Eukaryota; Metazoa; Chordata; Mammalia; Chiroptera; Vespertilionidae. The transcript has 4 exons.